Molecule: messenger RNA, 5419 nt
Organism: Sus scrofa (pig)
Lineage: Eukaryota; Metazoa; Chordata; Mammalia; Artiodactyla; Suidae
Source: RefSeq, a predicted model, not a curated record
UUUUCCGUCCACUCUCUCCCCCUCCCCAACACCUCUUGGGCUCGUCGAGCUUCGUGCGACCGAGCGCCGGGGGCGAGGGGGCGUCCGGGAAGGGGGAGGGGGCCUCGCGAGACCCCUCCCCGCGUCCCGGGCCCCGGCGCUGAUUCACCGGCGAGGUAUUUGCAUCUGAGAGCGAUUUGUCACCCGGUGAUUUGUCUGCGGGGCGGUUUCUGCAAACACGUGAAUGAGCCACCCACCAGCCGCCCCUGGUGUGAGAAGGAGGCAUCGCCCCCCUGCCACUGGCAUGCCCCACCAGCCCUCAGCCUGAGCCCGGCGGCCCCCGCCCCUGCCCCCCUGCCACCCUGCACUGCCCCGGCUCCCCCGCGGCCCCCACACUGCAGUGCGGCCGGGCCCCCUCCCCACAGGGGCCGCCCCCGCCGCCCACUCCUGGUGCCCGGGGCGGCCCGGCCCGCAGGGCCAUGAAGCUGCAGGCUGUGAUGGAGACGCUCCUGCAGCGGCAGCAGCGGGCACGCCAGGAACUGGAGGCCCGGCAGCCACCGCCACCGCCUGAGCCCCCGGCUGGCCCCCCAGCCCGUGCCAGGGCUGCCCCAGACGAGGACAGGGAGCCUGAGAACGCCCGGAUGCAACGGGCGCAGAUGGCUGCUCUGGCUGCCAUGCGGGCUGCUGCUGCAGGCCUCGGGCAUACGCCCAGCCCUGGCGGCUCGGAGGAUGGGCCCCCUGGCUCAGAGGACGAGGACCCAGCCCAGGAGGAGGCACCAGUCUCUCCUGGCCGAGGCAGGGAUGCUGUGGGCCUCCCCGAAGGCGACAGCCACUUCGAGGAUGCAGGCUCAGACGAUGACCUGAAGCCGAAAUGGGAGGAGGAGGAGGAGGAGGAUCUGGAGGAAGACCUGGGGGACGAGGAGGAGGAGGAGGAGGAGGAUGAGGACUAUGAGGACGAGGAGGGGCUCGGGCCUCCGGGCUCCGCCGGCCUAGGCCCCACAACCCUGUUCCCUCGCAAGGCCCAGCCACUCCAGGCAUUCCGAGGAGACGGUGGGUCCCGGGCUCUGGGAGGCCAGGAGCGCCCAGGGGCUGGCCCAGCCCACCCUGGAGGGGCUGCCCACGUGGCUCCCCAGCUACAGCCGCCUGACCACGGGGACUGGACCUACGAGGAGCAGUUCAAGCAGCUCUACGAACUGGACGGGGACCCCAAGAGGAAAGAGUUCCUAGACGACUUGUUCAGCUUCAUGCAGAAGCGAGGGACGCCCGUGAACCGCAUCCCCAUCAUGGCCAAGCAGGUGCUGGACCUGUUUAUGCUGUACGUGCUGGUAACAGAGAAGGGUGGCCUGGUGGAGGUCAUCAACAAGAAGCUGUGGCGUGAGAUCACGAAGGGCCUCAACCUGCCCACAUCCAUCACCAGUGCUGCCUUCACCCUGCGCACCCAGUACAUGAAGUACCUGUAUCCCUAUGAGUGCGAGAAGCGUGGCCUCAGCAACCCCAACGAGCUCCAGGCGGCCAUCGACAGCAACCGGAGGGAGGGCCGGCGCCAGAGCUUUGGGGGCUCCCUCUUCGCCUACUCGCCGGGCGGGGCCCACAGCAUGCUCUCCUCACCCAAGCUGCCUGUGCCCUCCCUGGGCCUGGCUGCCAGUACCAACGGCAGCUCCAUCACUCCUGCCCCCAAGAUCAAGAAAGAGGAGGACUCAGCCAUCCCCAUCACAGUCCCUGGCCGCCUGCCAGUCUCCCUGGCAGGCCACCCCGUAGUGGCGGCCCAGGCAGCAGCAGCUCAGGCAGCCGUGGCGGCACAGGCAGCUGCCCUGGAACAGCUCCGGGAGAAGCUGGAGUCCGGGGAGCCUCCAGAGAAGAAGAUGGCUCUGGUGGCAGAGGAGCAACAGCGGCUCAUGCAGCGAGCGCUACAGCAGAACUUUCUGGCCAUGACGGCCCAGCUGCCUAUGAGCAUCCGGAUCAACAGCCAAGCCUCUGAAAGCCGCCAGGACUCAGCUGCAAACCUGACCAGCACCAAUGGCAGCAACAGUAUUAGCAUGUCAGUAGAGAUUAACGGAAUCAUGUACACAGGAGUGCUGUUCGCCCAGCCACCGGCCCCCACGCCACCCUCAGCUCCCAGCAAAGGUGGAGGUGGCGGCAACCGGGGAGGAAACAGUGGGACCAGCAGCAGCAGCAGCAGCAGCAGCACCGGCAGUGCAGGCAGCCAGGCCGGGCCAGCAGGGUUGUCUGCACCUACCACAUCUUCUACCUCAAAUAACUCAUUGCCUUAACCGCAACACUCCCCACCCUGGGAGCCUGCCAGACUGGGCAGGGGGUCGAGGUGGGCCAAGCAGGGGCCGGGAUGGCGGAAGAUACGGGUGGGGAGGGGAGAGAUCCACAUAGGAGCCACAGCUAACGCCAAAAAGAAGAGAAAAAUAUAUAUACAUAUAUAUAUAUAUAAAGAAAAUUUAAUAAAACAGGGGAAAACCAAGGAACACUUGAAUUACUCAGGUUUCGGACAUUCAGAGAGAUGAAUUGUGAGAACAGCUAAGGAAAUCAGCAAGGAGAGAGGCAGAUGUCUCCUAGGGCUUUCCGGCAGCCCUGGUGGACCCCCAUGGACUGGUGUCUGGUGUCUGAUCUGGACAGGCCGAUCCUGUUUACCUCAUACAUCCCUGCACUGUUUUUUCAUUUUUAUGUUUUUUUUUUGUUUGUUUUGUUUUGUUUUCUGUUCAUCACACACUUACCACACCCAGCUCCUUGUGUUGAAUGAAACCCCUGAGCCAAGAUCAGUUGAAUUUUUUUUGCGUGUUGCUUUCGGGAACUUUUUUUUUUUUUAAAGAAAUAGCCAAAUUCAAACUCUAUAGGAUUUUUAAGAGGUUUUGGGGGUUUUAUUUUGUAAAUAUUCUAUUUUAUUCUUGGGGGAGGAAUCAAACCUAGGAAAAGGAUAUAUAUAUCUCUAUAUAUUUGUGUUCAUUCAGGGAAACUGAACUUGAAAAAGCAAAAAAAAAAAAAAAAGCAAAAAAAAGUAAUACCUUUUUUAUUUUUCCCAUGACUGAUUUGGGUUCGGUUGUGCGUUUCCUGUGGUGCAGUGGGCAGCUGGCCAGCGCAGGACACUGGAUCCCUGGGCUAGAGCCAGCAGAGCCAAUGAACUCAGGUGCUGUGGGCCGGGCUGGGGGGAGGGUGCAUGCAGGGGGUGGUCUGCGGGGGAAGGGGCACAGGAAUGCUGAAUGGCAGGCUGAUGGUGACAGCGUCGCCAGUACUUGUUCUCUUCUCAUGCUCUGGGUCCUUUAGGGACCCCGGAAGUCUUAACUCCAAGGAGAAAGUGCUGGGAGGGGGCUCGGCCUGUCAGUCCCAGGCUCCUUUCUCAGGGAUGAAUGCAGCCUGGGGACCCCCGGGCCUGAAAGGGCUGCUUUUGGAGACUGUCGAUACUGGGGGGCGGGGUGAGCCGGCCUUAGCUCAGGGCUAGGUUUUUGGGGCCGCAGCACCCUGAAUACCUCACCUCCUCAUCCUCGACUCCCUAACUCUGUCCCUUCUUACCUGCUAGAGGCCAGGUGCCCUGCGGUAACUAAAGGAACUAAAUAGAAGCUCCUUCCUCCACGACCUGGCCCCGUCCCCCGGUCGGAAGGUGGGCUACGGCAUCUGAUGCACCUGUGUGGGCGGCUGGGUGGGGUUUGGGGUCCUGGGGGACCAGAUAGUUGGGUAGGGCUGUGGUUCCCACACAGCGCUUUUUCACGUUUCUCUGGGGCUGGGGGAAGGGUGGGAUUAGCUCAGCUGUCCCCAGGGUGAGCCUGGAAUCUCUAAUUGGGCCCCCGGGAGCUGGGCCUAAGGAGUCCGGAAGGGCAGGGCACCCCCUCCUCCUCGCCUCGACGCAGGCGUCACCUUGUUGCCUUGGAAACGUUGGGGGUGGUCCUGAAUCCCCAGUCUCACAGGGGUUUGCCUUCGUGUGGCUCCGAGCUGUGUCUCUGGGGGGAGCCCCUUCCUUUGGUAUAUCUCAGGGUCUCUGACGCUCGCCCUUCCAGGAGGAGUGGCGCUGGGCACAGGGCUUUCCUCCCGCUUUUCCUUCUGGAAGGUUCUCCCCCUCCAGUCUCUCACUGCAGCGGCACAAUCAUUGUGGGGGGGGAGUCCUUUUGUUCCCCAGACACAAUCUGCCCCCCACCCACGCUUGCUCGCCAUCUUCCCGUUCUCCCCUCCUCCAACCUGACCUCGGAGCAAGGGUCGCCCUCUGGGCACCUCCCACUCAAAUCUGCCGACCUUGUGGGGUGGGCGGGGGGCUGUCUGCUCUGAGUUUCUUUCUACCUCAGGUCUGACUGUUGAUGCCAAAACACCCGCCCACCUGCCCCCUUCCCCAGCCACUAGCUCAGGGCUUUCAGCGGGUACUGUCCUGGGUCCCACCUUCCUGCUUCCAGGUUGCCCGCUGGCCCUAGUGUGCAUAGGGGCGCCGCCCAGAUCUAACUCAGGGUGUGCCUGCUGCGCAAGGCUGAUUGUAGGGGACAGGUGGGGGCGUGGGCCCAGGAGGGCCACCCCCUCCCCCAAGCAUGAAUAGGCUUCUGGAGGGCCGCCUCGGCCUGGGGCACCCCCAGCAGCCCCUCCCACUCAACCCUGCCCUGCCGUCGCCUGUUGGGAGGGUUUCUGGUUCAUCACCCUUUAUGCAAACCCAGGUGGGGACAAGGGCUGUUUAUUCUGGAAUGGAUGGGGCUUAGCAGCAUGCCGUGCAUGGGGACUCCCAAAACUCAGGAUCAACAGGGGCACCCCUACUUUGGAGAUACUUUAUGGAUGGGCUGCUUCUAGAACCUUCCUUGUGACCUCUAUACCGGCCGCAGGGCUGUAGCUGUCCGGCUGUGGGGGGGGCGGGGGCGGGGGUAGGGGUCGGGGCACGGGGCGGUGGGUUGGUUUGUAAUAGUUGUGCGUUUGUACAGUCACUUUUCUCACUGUUAGCAUUUUUGCCCACUACCAUCCUUUUUUUUCCUUAAUUUUGCUUCUGCAUUUUUUUUUUCUCAGCAAACACGAAUUCAGCCUUUCAUUCCUGACAUGUGAAAUUUCAGUUUCUCUGGGGUUUGUCAGAUGGCGUGGAGACCACGCCUGAACUCAGGUUAAAGGGGGAAAAAAAACUUCCAAUAAAAAGAUGUAAAUCUACUCUCUACCUCUGGCCGGGCCCAGCCUGCCGCCGCGCCCUGGCCGCCCUGGCCGCGGCCGGGCAGCCUGUGAUGAUUUAUUUCAGUUUUUGCAGAACAUUCAGGUAUUAAAAGGGAGGGAAAAAAAAAAAAAAAAAAGACCAAAAAAAAAGGUAAAAAGAAAAAAUAAGGUGUGAUUUUGAAAUUUAAAAGAACACUGAAAGUUUACAUUUUAUAACAUUAUUAUGCAGAUUGUAUUUAAACUUCAGAAAUAUUUAAGACAAUUGUAACCCUGUAAAGCUGAUGAAAUAUUAAAACGAGACAAAACACUUCUGACUUUUAACAGAAAA